This is a messenger RNA of Anarrhichthys ocellatus (wolf-eel), 3359 nucleotides long. Its product is annotated as phosphatidylinositol N-acetylglucosaminyltransferase subunit Q-like. Bases 130 to 1398 code for a protein of 422 amino acids. Gene Ontology annotation, biological process: GPI anchor biosynthetic process. The record is from RefSeq and is a predicted model, not a curated record. Gene Ontology annotation, cellular component: membrane; endoplasmic reticulum. Lineage: Eukaryota; Metazoa; Chordata; Actinopteri; Perciformes; Anarhichadidae. The transcript has 9 exons.
UGUCAACAAACAAUAUGGCGACUUAACUAAACUCUACUCGACGUUACAAAUGGAGGGUGAAAGCUUCUAUCGGUGUUAAAGAAGAUCCUCAGAGCUGCUGCAGGCUGAACGCUGAGCUUCGGUGACGUCAUGGUGCUGAAGGUCUUCUUCCCGCAGUGCUGUAACCGGGCGGACAGCGGCCUGCUGGUCGGCCGCUGGAUCUCCGGCCAUGACUCAGCCGUGGUGCUGGCGGUCAUCCACUACCCGUUCAUCCCGGGACAGGUCAAACAGUACGUCCAGCAGAUGAAGGCUCAGAGUGGGGGGGAGCUGUCGGUGCUGGGCUCCUGGAGUUUACCCAAAGACGGUCAGGAGGGCAUGGAGAGCUUCCUCAGAGACCUCAGCACCAUCUUCCCCCAGGAGCGCUGGCUCCAGAUCAACCGCGAGUUGGGCAAGACGGGCUUCACCUGCCAGGUCCUCCGCCGGGACCAGAAUGGAAAAGUAAUUCAGCGGGAAAUGAAAAAGAAGGUUGAGGGAGGUGAUGAAGAAGAGCAGGAGGAGCAGGAGGAGGAGGAGAAGGUGAUCUUCGUCCACUACGAGCAGAAGAAGGUGAUGUUCUCACAGCUUCACCCCGUCGAGAACGGAGUUCCUGACCCCAAAACGGAUCCACCGUCUGAGCUGAGACAGAUGUUCCAGUCGGUGGCCGGCAGUGCUCCUCUGUUCUUCCUGGACCGGUACGAUGACGGUCCUCUGAAGUCGACUCACUGGCAGUCUGACGGCCGAGAGGCGAGCAUCCUCGUGGAGCUGCUGAAACAGGCCUCGGUGCCGCUCUGCAUGCUCCUCAGCUGGCUGCUCUCCAUCUGGACCUGGCUCAGUAACGCCCGGAUCUUCAGCCUCUUCCCGCUGCGCUUCCUGUCCUCUAAGCUGUCCACAUGUGUGCAGCUCAGCUACAGAACCGAACACAUGAGGACGCUGAGCUCAGCGAAACCGGCCGCUGGACACACGCACUUCAUCAGGAAAGCGAACAUGGUGGCGUCGUUCCUGGUGGACGUGUCUCUCGGCAUGUUGCUCAUGUGGUGGCUCUACAGAGACGACCACAUCUCCAUGUUGGCCAACACUCUGGUUCCUGCAGCUGAUCAUGUGGCUAAAGAGCUGGAGGAGCUGCUGCAGUGGCUGAUGGGAGCUCCUGCUGGGCUGAAGAUGAACCGGGCCCUGGACCAGGUCCUGGGUCGCUUCUUCCUCUAUCACAUUCACCUGUGGAUCAGCUACAUCCACCUGAUGUCCCCCUUCAUCGAGGGGAUCCUGUGGUACGGAGGCCUGUCGGCCUGCUUCGGCCUGACCUUUGCCCUCUCGCUGCUCUCUGACAUGGUCGCCCUGCUCACCUUCCACAUCUACUGCUUCUACGUCUACGGAGCGAGGUGAGACUAGUUUAUGUUCCAGAGGCCGUGUGGUAAGUACACGAGGACCACGUUCGUCAUCCUUCUUAGUUUUUGGGUGAAGAAGUAUUGUUCCGGUAGAUUUAACUUCUCUGAAGACUCUCCUGAUGGGGUCAGAGGUUUGGGAAGUUUUAGAAGUGCGUAACUUUAUAUUUGGUCCUGAACGUUUCGAGUAGAGCAGACAGAAUCGGUCCUGUGGUGUAAACACGCUCUGCUCACUCGCAAAAAUCAUCCCAAAUGACCCACACACUGAGCGUCAUGUUUUGUGCACGAGAGGAAAUGAUCGCAGCUUGACUGUUUUUAUACGAAUGAUAAUCUUUUCUUUCUGUUCAGUCUGAUUCACACUUUGCUCUGAUGAAGUGACGUCUACGAUGCUUCUGCAGCUUCAUACUUUGUUUUGUGUGAACAGAGUACUAGAUGUACUGCACUGUACUGUAGUAGGUUCUGCAGUUAAUAACACAAUGCUGCAUUUACUCCGUCAGGUGUCGCUGCAAAUUCACCUUAACAAUAGAAUAACGUGUCAUUAUGAAGUAAAUGUUGCACAAACCUGACAUCUGCAUCAGUAAAGAUACUACACUAUAUUUAUACGGGAGUCUCCAUAAUAUAAUAAUACAUGUAUGUCGUUCACCAAGCCUUUCAAAGAAAAAAAGAGUAAGUUAAGAUAAAGUUCUUGUUUUCCACACACUGCAGUCUGGUCGCUGUGCAAAACUAAAAGAAGGAACAUGAAGAGGAGAGAACAUGUAGCUCAAUGAUAGAGUACAAGUAGUGUAAACAAAUGUAAACAAAGUGCAAUAAACUACAGCAAGAGACGUGUUAUGUUCUUAUUAUUUCACUAUACUUAAUUUACUUACUGAAAAAAGUGUUUUUUACUGAGACUUAACUGGAUUCAUGUGAGAUGUUCCUUUAACUCCCCUGCAGGGGGCGCAUGUUCACUCGCUCUCUCUUCCUCUGUCGCUCUCGUUGAGACGUUUCUUCUUGACCUGUACGUCAGAGUCUCGGUUUGUCCUUUCUGAAGGACAUCGUGGGGGUUGGUGGACGUGAGGAAUCAAAAGGAUCGGUACAGUUCCUUCAUCUAUAGCAGAGUGAACAGUAUAUAGUUUACCACUAUUUAUUUAAUUUAUUGAUAUAUUUGAACAUAUUAAAAGACAGAAAGAACUUAAGAAGAAGUUUGAACUAUGUGCAGGAGGCUUAUGAACUAUUAGAUAUCAAUAGAAGAGAAGAAGAAAGAUGAAAUGUUGAUAUAAAUCCGUGCUAAGAUGUUCUUUGAAUAACAAUAAUGGAGACGUCCUCAUUAUGAAUUCACUCUGAAUGAAUAUCCGACCAUACGGAAGAUAAAGAGUGUCUCGUGGAAUGUGAGUGAAUGUCUGAGGACUUUAAAACGUGAAUACACAAGUCUGCUCGAUGUUCACAAUAAAAUAUCAUUUUCUGAAGAGACCAGCGCCACCACGAGGUUGAUAUCUGUGGUUUUCAGUGAAAUAUCUCAACAACUGUUCGAUAGAUUGUGAUGACAUGUGGUUCAUCAUUCAUGUUCCCCUGAGGAUGAAUUGUAAUAACUUUAUUUAUCCUCUAACUUGUCAUCUAGCGCCACCAUCAGGUCGACUCUUUAAUGUGUCCACUACUUCUGUUUAUGACCAAAUACUUAAGCCUCAGCUGGACUCUGUUUACUGAUAGUUAGCAACAUGCUAACAAGCUAAGCUAAGACAGUGAACACUUUAAACAUUACGUGCUAAACUUCAGCAUGUUAACGCCGUCAUUGUCUGGAUUGUGGAACAUCUACUCCGGUUAAAGAGCUCAAAAGUUUGAGAGAAUAUGGAAUUUAAAAAUAGCCUCGAGCAAAAAUCUAAAUAUAGUUUAAAGUCUGUCACCAUCAGCUGAUCAAUCUUUAAUUUGAUAACAUGUAGAGACAUGUGGGGACAUGUAGGGACAUGUGGAGACAUGUAGGGACAU